Molecule: messenger RNA, 6972 nt
Organism: Colius striatus (speckled mousebird)
Lineage: Eukaryota; Metazoa; Chordata; Aves; Coliiformes; Coliidae
Product: kinesin light chain 1
Exons: 19
Coding region: 19-2409 (796 amino acids)
Biological process (GO): axo-dendritic transport; intrinsic apoptotic signaling pathway
Cellular component (GO): cytoplasm; kinesin complex; membrane-bounded organelle
Molecular function (GO): kinesin binding
Source: RefSeq, a predicted model, not a curated record
GCCGGCGGGACGCGGGCGAUGGCGGCGGCUCGGGUGCUGCGGGCGGGCGGCUGCUGCCGCUGCCACCGCCGCCCGCUCUCUUCGCCCUCCUCGGCCGGCGCUGGCCCCGCGGCUGAGCGCCGGGAGCGGCAAGGCGGCGCGGGCCCGGGUUUCAUUCCCCCCGCUCACUCCCGUAGCGACUGGAUCGGCCCCCCCGACAAGCACUCCAACCUGCGCCCGGUCAUCUUCUACGCGCCCGCCGAGGAGUCGGCGCUGGAGCGGCGGCUGCGGGAGGCCCGGCAGGAGGCGCAGGCCCGCGACCAGCGCUUCUGGGCCCGCCACAACCGCGCCUUCACACAGGAAAAAGAAGAAUUUGUUUAUUCAAGACUGAAAGCCAAGGGUCUGGAAAUGAGAGAUGAAACAGGUCAAAAAGCAACACUGAAUGCAGAAGAAAUGGCUGACUUCUACAAGGAAUUUCUGAGGAAAAACUUCAGAAAGCACAUGCAGUAUAACAGAAUGUAUGAAAACAUGUCCACAAUGGUGUAUUUAAAGGAAGAGAAGUUGGAGAAGCUCACUCAAGAUGAAAUCAUUGCCAAAACUAAGCAAGUCAUUAAUGGACUCGAGGCGCUGAAGAAUGAACACAAUUCAAUUUUACAGAGCUUACUUGAAACACUGAAAUGUUUGAAGAAAGAUGAUGAGAGUAACCUGGUUGAAGAGAAAUCAAACAUGAUUCGAAAGUCGCUGGAAAUGCUGGAGCUUGGCCUUAGUGAAGCACAGGUAAUGAUGGCCUUGUCAAAUCACUUAAACGCAGUGGAAUCAGAGAAGCAGAAACUGCGUGCUCAGGUUCGCCGGCUGUGCCAGGAAAAUCAGUGGCUACGGGAUGAACUAGCCAAUACACAACAGAAGCUACAGAAAAGUGAGCAGUCUGUGGCUCAGCUGGAGGAAGAGAAGAAACAUCUAGAAUUCAUGAAUCAAUUAAAAAAAUAUGAUGAUGAUAUUUCACCAUCAGAGGAUAAAGAUACGGAUUCCACCAAAGAGCCUUUGGAUGACUUAUUCCCCAAUGAUGAAGAUGACCAAGGACAAGGAAUUCAACAGCAGCAUAGCAGUGCAGCAGCUGCUGCCCAGCAAGGUGGCUAUGAGAUUCCAGCAAGGUUAAGGACCCUCCACAAUCUUGUUAUUCAGUACGCGUCCCAGGGUAGAUAUGAGGUGGCUGUACCUCUCUGUAAACAAGCCCUGGAAGAUCUGGAGAAGACUUCAGGUCACGAUCAUCCUGAUGUUGCCACUAUGUUGAACAUACUUGCUUUGGUGUACAGAGACCAGAACAAAUACAAAGAUGCAGCAAAUCUCCUGAAUGAUGCCUUGGCCAUCCGCGAGAAGACUUUGGGCAAAGACCAUCCCGCGGUGGCAGCAACUCUAAACAAUCUUGCUGUACUUUAUGGUAAGCGAGGAAAGUACAAAGAAGCUGAACCGUUGUGUAAGCGAGCUCUGGAAAUCAGAGAAAAGGUUCUGGGGAAAGAUCACCCUGAUGUUGCCAAACAAUUAAAUAACUUGGCUUUACUAUGCCAGAACCAGGGUAAAUAUGAGGAGGUUGAAUACUACUAUCAGAGGGCACUGGAAAUUUACCAAACUAAGCUGGGACCAGAUGAUCCAAAUGUUGCAAAAACAAAGAAUAACCUGGCAUCCUGCUAUCUAAAACAGGGCAAAUUUAAGCAAGCGGAGACUUUGUACAAAGAGAUUCUUACGCGUGCUCAUGAACGGGAAUUUGGCUCUGUAGAUGAGGAAAAUAAGCCUAUUUGGAUGCACGCAGAAGAGAGGGAAGAAUGCAAAGGAAAGCAAAAAGAUGGCACAUCUUUUGGAGAAUAUGGUGGCUGGUACAAAGCUUGCAAAGUUGACAGUCCGACAGUAACAACUACCUUAAAGAACCUUGGGGCACUUUACAGACGACAGGGCAAGUUUGAAGCUGCUGAAACAUUAGAAGAGGCAGCAAUGAGAUCUCGUAAACAGGGUCUUGACAAUGUUCACAAACAGAGAGUUGCUGAAGUGCUGAAUGACCCUGAGAGCAUAGAAAAAAGGCGAAGCCGAGAGAGCCUCAACGUUGAUGUGGUAAAGUACGAGAGUGGUCCUGAUGGAGGCGAGGAAGUGAGUAUGAGCGUAGAAUGGAACGGGGACGGCACUGGAUCAUUAAAGCGCAGUGGUUCCUUUAGCAAACUUCGGGCUUCCAUUAGACGCAGCAGUGAGAAGCUGGUUAGAAAGCUGAAGGGAGGAAGUGCACGGGACAGUGAACCAAAGAAUCCAGGCAUGAAGCGUGCCAGUUCUCUGAAUGUUCUUAACAUGGGUGGCAAGGCUACUGAAGAUCAUUUUCAAGAACGAAAUAAUUGUCUGACAGACUCGAGAGCUCUGAGUGUCAGUCAUUCCGAUUUGGCGCAUUGAGAUGCUCGGCCAGAAGCUAGCUAAUGUUCCUGUGUGAAUAAAGAAGCACUGAGACCUUCAAAGCUUUGGUUCCUCAUCAUUACCUGUAGGAACACCUAGUUUGUAGAUUUUUGUUUUUUGUGGUGUUUUUUUUCUUCCAAUGGACUGCUGUUUUUACUUUUCUAAAUAGGGAUGAUUUUACACAGCAUUAGUGGGUAUUUUCUCCUAAAGGAAAGCGAUAUAGAUAGCUGUUGCUCGUUGCACUGCUCCCAUUCAUGCUACUUAUGUCAGUUUCUUUAAUAGAUCUGAACAUUACAGCAGGCAAAAAGGAGUGAAAACACAACUGUAUUUCAGGCAUACCAAAAUGCAAAGGCAAAUUGAAAUGUGUAGCAGUAACAUAUAUCCAGUGCUGGAAGGAGAAAAGGCUGCAUUGAUGCACGUGACUGUAUGGAUUCAUACAGAGCACAUACUGUGUUGGUGGGGCUCUCCUUUGCCCCCUCAGUGACUGUAACGUUCCAAACCGUGGCUGGCGAGGCAGCACGUAGGCACAGCUUCCUUAACCACUAGAUUGAGCUACUAAAUUGUACAGCAGAAGUGGCUUUGGGGUUCAGGUCUGUGUAGGUGGCGUGGAUAGCACUACCUGUGAGCAUAACUGUCGUACUCACCCAUACAAGGCUUAGGGCACAAUGGUCAGUGGAGACAGGACAGCUCUUGUCGAUCAGGAGAAACAGAAAACGUUUUGACUUGUCAUUUGUGCGGUUGAAGAAUCGGGGAGUUCUGCACUGCAGCUGUCCCAGAGCAGCUGCUCUUGCCCUUAGGGAAACGUCAAGCCUCAGGUUGACUUUCUUGCUUGUCCACUGGAAUUCCCACUCCCGUUGCGUUGGCUGAAAGCGCUCCUGCGUUUCCCUCCGCCCGUCGCAGAGCCUGCCUUCCCCCCAGGUGGCCAAGAGCAGGAGCCAGGGGGCUGUGAGCGCGGGGAGCAGCUGCCGUGGGAUGGAGCAGCUGCCGUGGGACGGAGCAGCCGCGUCGGAAGGAGCACACAUGGCUCGUGUGACCGCACAGCGGUCUGUACGCAGGACUGUGGCUGCAAACAAGUAUGUACCUUCUCAGUAUUUUAUAGACAACUAGCAUUUCCUUUUGUGUUUCUGUAAAGCUUGGCGUUGUAAAAACCCUUCUUUGUGUCAAGUUGGAUGGGAAAGUAAAAAAAGAACCACAACCAAGCAGUGUGUGUACAAAUGUAUUUGUGGUCACAGUCCUGAGCUGGAAGAUGCCCAGUGACACUGACCCUGGGAAUAGCUGGACUGUUCAUCCGAGGUUAGCGCCACCUGAAGGACGUAAAACACGGGGACCGAGGCAAGUCUGAGUGUCUGAACAGGCUCUGAAGAGUCAGUAGGAGUAGUACUUUGUAGAAGUGUUGGACUGGUUUUGCAUCUAGUUUUAAGUUGUAUAUGUAAUGCACUUGAUGAUGUUUACCAGGAGGUACCUCGUUUGCAGCUCCCUGCGGGACGCUGCCUGUGGUAUUCCUGCUGUCAAGACGGUUGAGGAACGGUGGAAUGUGAUGCUGCUAAUACGUAGAAUCAUAGCACAGAGUGGUGCAAUUCAUUAGUGAACUCGAGCAAGAACAGUGUUGCUCAGUUAUCUUAACAGUGUAUACUCAUACAAUGUAGACUCGAGUUUUAAUCUUUUUAUGAAGAGCUUUUUAUAUUAAAAAAUACUUAAUAUAUAUCCUUUUUUUCCCCCCUCCUCUAAAAGGAACAUGUUAUCUGCACUCACUGCUGAAGGCAGUUCUGUGCACAAAGCCCUCAGAGACCCUUGUUAGAAGUCUGGCUUCCAAAAACCCCCAACAAACCUGUCUGGACACAGACCUGCCUUUGUAACAAGGAGUUACUUGUUGUAUUCAUCUCUCAGUUUUGAAGGACCAUUAUUUUGGCAGCCUCUCAUGUAAGAAUUGUGUAAAUAGCAACAUGAGAUGUAACCCUGCCAGAGGACAGUGGACAUGAGGUUUACAAGUGCAAGGCCACAGUAUGUGGAUGGUGAGAGCGAGGGAAGGUUGUAAUUCAGGAUCAUGCUGCUGGUGGCAUUACUAGUACUGUGCUUUUAAAUGUUUUAUAUAGCAUUUUACAGUGUGUUGGAAGGUUUCAGCUGUUGAGCUACUGCUUAUUAAUUCAUACACUUAAAAGAAUGUUUGUUUUCAGAGAAGGAACAAAGGUCAAGCCUCCUCUCAUCUCCAAACACAGAAAUGAUAGCCAGGUCCAGGUUGGAGGGCACGAGGGGGAAGUACAAACUGAACUUUAAGGUCAACGUUCCUUCUGUUUUGCAUCGGGAAUGAAUUGCUGUCGGGCUGUGGAUUGUAUGCAUUUAAAUAUCGGGUGGGCUUCUCAGUUACCUUUUCUGUGAGAUGUUCUGUCUGAGUUUCCUCUGUUCUGGUUGUAGCCAACAAUUGGCAUAUGGUGUAAUUCUUGCAGAUCCUCAGCACUGAAACAGAUCAACAGCUCUGAUGAAACAGAAAACUAGGAAAGACCUUCCAAACUGACAGCCAUCUCCUGUGGGAAACUGCAGCCCUGAUAGUUGCUGUUUUGGUUUUAAUCUGGCAUGUUUGUUCUUGCCCAGAAUCCUCAGAGUGAGCUUCAUUAAAAAGCUGAGGUUAAUGAAGUCUCCAGAGCAGGGCAGCUGCUCUCAGUUCUCUGAUGGUGCGCAGCCUGUGCUUGUGGCAUGAAUCCUGACAGAGGUGCCUGUUGCCCUUCUCUCUACCCAGCUGUGUGCUGCUCUUCAGGAAUACUGGCAGUAUUUGGUGUUGGGUUUAGAUCUUGUUAAGUAUUAUUGUAAAACAUAACUGUUGUAUGAUUUGCUCCUCUUCUACAGGAACGACAGAACUAACGCUGCGAUGUUUGCGCUUGCAGCACUGCAGCCACAGAGCACUUAAGGAAAAGCAAUUGGGCACCUUAUCUAGAGUUUGUACCUGUUCUUACAAACACACAGGCUCUCUGGAAUGGUGGGAAAUUCAAAUGGUUUUAAGUUGGAGAAGGAUUGGUGGUUAAAUUGUAUCCCUCGGAUCCAGGAAUGUUGAGAGUGGUGUGUUUCUGUUGUAAAUACACCGUGCAAGGGGUGUGCAGUGCUUGGAUGGGAAGUGUGCUUACAAUACGUGAUGAGUUCAAGUUGCUUCAGUUUCUGUUGUGCAGACCAAGUGUUUUGUCUGGAAGCUGCUAAGAGAACUGUGUUCUUGGUGGCAUUGGCCUGUGUGGAGGGAAUAAAUGUUACAAGAUGUGAUGCUGUGACAUUGAGCAUUUCCUUGUGGCAGCCUGACCCGGCUGUGGCCACACUGAAGCCAUGGUAUCGAUGGUAUCAACAUUGGCUUUUCCUUUUGAAAUAGUUUAGAAUUGAGAGAGCUCUUGAAUAUCUACAUUGGGUUAUUUUUCUCCCCCAGCCCCUCACACCAGUCUCAGAACAGUGAGCAGUUGAGGUCAGCAGGGGUUUUUUUCCAAGAAGCCUGAAACACAGCAGAGCAAUAAGCGAGACACGGUGCCAGCAGCUGCUGGAGGUCAGAAGAGCUGGGCUCAUGCUCAGUGAAGUGGCAAAACUUCCUCUUCUGUCUGCUUUUAAAUAUGAAAUAUUUAGAGAGAGAGAGAGUUGCAAGUUCACCUAAUGCUCCAGCCACCUCUAAAAGCUGGAAGCUGCUCUGAGGUUGUGCUGGCACAUGCAACUGAGAGACUGAGAAUCAUGGACCACAUGGAACGAGCACAGUGAGGUGGUUUUUAAAACCAGCUCAGUCCUCAGGCUCCCUCCUGCCACAGUUCAAGCAGGGAAAGUUACUGAGCUUUCAGUGAGGCAGUAGAAGCACCCCUGGGCAGAGGUGGUGGGUUACAGCAGAACUAAGCCCAUGAGUUCUGCACGGUCAGGAAUGGCGUUGGCUGUUCUAGGGCCUGGUUUAAAAAACAAACCUCAAACCCAACAACAGCAAAACCCAGAAAACCAUUUGUAAUGUCCAUGAGGUGAAUUCCUCUCCUCCUCACCCUGAUACUGGGAUUUCAUGUUUCAUUUGAAAAAACAAAACCAGGAAGAAACUUUUCACAAGCUUGGCUCUGAGAUGCUGUGUGUUGAUCCCAGCCAGAGUUGCCCCAUAAAACUGUUGAAAAUCAGCUUUCCACAAAUGUAAUUUGUAACAAAUGGCAGUAACUCACUGGGAUUGCACCAAGAAAUGUGUAUUUCACUGCAGCUGUUUUGUUAACAGAUCAGUCGUGUAAAUUCUUUAUCUUUACCAAGCGUAAAUGAAUUUGGUUGUUUGGUUCUACAUUUCCAAAGCACCAUUUCCAGGACCUUUUAUGAUCUUUCUGCUGGGAAAAAAGGCUUCUUCAGAUACACCUCAGACCUGCAGAUUAAUUUGAAACUGUUUAAAACUUUCUCGUGUCAUUUAAGGUUUCUUUUCAAAGUGUAGAAAAAGAUUUCAGUGUAGUCUUACAGGAUAAAGUUGACUUAAUGCAGUCUAGAAUGUCAGUCUGCUUUGUUAAAGUUACUGCUGGAUUUUUCCUGUAUAGAAACAUUUCUCAGUUGUGAAAUCCAAAGAUGAAUAAAGCUGUAUAAAGGGAA